Australozyma saopauloensis is the source of this 2475-nucleotide messenger RNA. It is a transcript of the gene ERB1, whose product is annotated as Erb1p. Bases 1 to 2475 code for a protein of 824 amino acids. Gene Ontology annotation, biological process: ribosome biogenesis; maturation of LSU-rRNA from tricistronic rRNA transcript (SSU-rRNA, 5.8S rRNA, LSU-rRNA). NCBI's taxonomy places the organism in Eukaryota, Fungi, Ascomycota, Pichiomycetes, Serinales, Metschnikowiaceae. Gene Ontology annotation, molecular function: protein binding; ribonucleoprotein complex binding. Gene Ontology annotation, cellular component: PeBoW complex; preribosome, large subunit precursor. The transcript has a single exon. The record is from RefSeq and is a predicted model, not a curated record.
AUGGCUAAAGGCGCUAAAACCACUGGCCAAAAAAAGAAUGCUUCCGAUGCAAAGGUUGCUUCUCAAAAGAAGAGAACCGUUGACAGUCUCGAAAAGGCUGACAAAAUAGCCGAGCUCGGUGAGGAUUUCGGCGAUGAGCUGGGACUAGUUGCAAUCGAUGCAUCGGACUCUUCUGACAACGAAGAAGAUUCUGACGAAGAAGGCGAUGAAGAAGAACCAGUCGCCAAAGUUGCCGGUCUCGAUGGCGAAGAAAGUGAAGAGGAUAGUGAAGAGGAGGAACUCAACCGCCUCUUGCAAGAGGAAGAAGGCGAUGAGGACGACGAAGAUGAUGAAGAUGAUGACAGUGAAUACGACUCUGAGCCAAACUCGCUUCAUGACAGAAUCAGGGGUAUGAAAAUAAACACUAUCGAAGACUCGCAGGAAAUUCAUACCAAGUACUCUGAUGGUACACCUCGUAUCCUCAAACCAGAAAUUGAUCCAGUCUAUGACUCUGACGAUUCCGAUGCAGACAACUUCAACACAAUCGGUAACAUUCCUAUAAGUGCGUAUGAGGAGAUGCCUCACAUCGGUUACGACAUUAAUGGUAAGCGUAUCAUGCGUCCAGCCAAGGGCUCCGCUUUGGACCAACUCUUGGAGCUGAUCGACUUGCCUGCUGGUUGGACAGGUCUUCUCGACCAGAACACUGGUCAAUCUUUGAAUUUGAGCGAGGAAGAAUUGGAGCUCAUCCGUAAAAUUCAGAACAAUGAGAAUACUGACGAGGCCAUGAAUCCAUAUGAGCCAACUAUCGAAUGGUUCACCUCUAAGGUUGAAGUUAUGCCACUUUCGGCUGCUCCUGAGCCAAAAUCUAGAUUCAUGCCAUCUCAGCAUGAGGCUAAAAAGAUCAUGAAGCUCGUGAAGGCAAUCCGUGAAGGAAAGAUUGUCUCCUCCGAGAAGGCCAAGGAGAAGGAGUUUGAGGACAGACUUAACAUGGACCUUUGGGAGCAAGAAGGUGAAGAAAACAACCAUGUUAUGAACUUGCGUGCUCCUAAGCUCGCUCCACCUACGAACGAGGAGUCCUAUAAUCCACCAGAGGAGUAUUUGUUCAACGAGGAGGAGAAGGAACAAUGGUUGAAAACUGCCCCUUCAGACAGGGAAACCAACUUUAUUCCCCAGAAGUACGGUAGUUUACGUAAGGUGCCGGGCUACCAAGAGAACGUCAGAGAAAAGUUCGAGAGAUGUUUGGACUUGUAUUUGGCUCCCCGUGUUAACCGGACUAAAUUGGACAUCGAUCCUGAGUCCUUAAUUCCUGAGUUGCCUUCUCCUCAAGAUUUGAGACCGUUCCCCAUUAGAUGCUCCACUCAAUAUUUGGGCCACACUGCCCGAAUCAGAUGUAUCUCCAUCAAUCCUCUGGGUUUGUGGUUGGCUACUGGUUCUGAUGACGGUUCGGUGAGAGUGUGGGAGGUUCUCACUGGAAGAGAGAUGUACAAACUCCAGGCUGUCGAUGUUGAUGAGGAUCCAGAAGAUCGUAUCGACGCUUUAGAGUGGCACCCUGAUGCAAGCACUCCUAUUUUGGCAGUGGCUGUCGCUGAGAAAGCACUUCUUGUUGUACCACCAGUGUUCAAUUUCGAAACUGAAAACAAUGCUCGCGUGAAGAUCGAGGCUGGUUGGGGUUACGCUACUUUCGGAAACAAGAGAAAGGACACUGAGAUUAACGUGGAAGGUGAAGAUCUCGAGAACGAUGCUCCUUCCAAGUCAAAUGAGUCAGAGGUCAAGCAAAAGGAGGUUGCUCAAUGGUACACCCCCAACACCCAACAAGCUCAAGACGGUAUUGCUGCUAUUGUUGAAUGUAAAAAACCUAUCAAGAAACUCACAUGGCAUAGAAAGGGAGACUACUUCCUCACUGUCGCUCCAGAUGCCAAGAAUACCGCUGUUCUUAUUCACCAGCUUUCGAAGCAUUUGUCACAAUCUCCAUUCAGAAAGUCCAAGGGCAUAAUGGUCGAUGCUAGUUUCCAUCCUGUCAAGCCACAACUUUUCGUUUGCUCGCAAAGAACCAUUCGUAUUUACGACUUGGCACAACAAACACUCAUCAAGAAAUUGAUGCCUGGUGCUAGACACCUUUCGAGCAUUGACAUCCAUCCAAGAGGAGAUCACCUUUUAGCAUCUUCAUACGACAAGAGAGUCUUGUGGCACGACUUGGACUUGGCUGCAACUCCAUACAAGACCAUGAGAUAUCACACAGCGGCUGUUCGUUCCAUCAAGUUCCACAAGGGCAAAUUGCCUCUCUUUGCAUCCGCAUCAGAUGACGGAACCAUCCAUGUGUUCCAUGGUGCCGUUUACGAUGACUUCAUCACCAACCCAUUGUUGGUGCCGUUGAAGAAGUUGACCGGACACAAAGUCGUGUCGAGCAUAGGAGUUUUGCAAUUGGUGUGGCAUCCUAAAGAAGCAUGGUUGUUUAGUGCUGGAGCUGACGGCACUGCCAGACUCUGGACCACUUAA